UCUUGCUCGUAGCGUCAAAGGAAUGCUUUUUUUUUUUUAGAAUCAGGCGAGUGACCUGAUUGCUUGGCUUAAGUUUGGUUCAUACGUUGCAAUUCCAGGAAUCUUUGUAGCAUGGUCUAGAGAUUUUUCGUUAGCAAUAGCCUUCCCUAAUACAAAUGCUACGACUGUUCUUUUGUGCUGCCUGAUUAAAAAGGCAUCUGUCCCAUUUUCUGCUGGGUGGAGUUAUAUUAUCUGUUCAAUCUUAAAUGGUUAUAUGUUGUUCAAACAAUGCUCAAAUUUUCAUUCAGUCACUGGGAUAAAUAGGGGUGAUUUGCUAAUAUCUUGUUAGAGAGGCGUAUGUAUUGUUGUUACUCCCUUUCUUUCUGGCGAUUUCUUGUUAAAUGACAAGCUUUUCCAAUCAGAUGUAGCGAAAUUUAUGCAAUUAAGGGUGUCUUUGAUGUUGAUUUUUUGGUAGUUAAUUGGGAACAACUGGUUGUUGCAUCGCAUGCGUGAAUUUUGAAACGUGAACUAAUACAGGGUUGCACAUUGGUUAUGUUCACUGAAUAUAUUUGUCUGUUCUUAGUUGUGCUCCUGUUUUUGUUCUGAUAGUUAUUGCUGCGUUCAUCAUCCUUUGUGGUCUGCUUAACAUAGGCAAGUACCCAGAUAAAUAAGCAAGUCCUAUGGCUAUGGGUGUUUAAAAAUUCUGUAUAUGGAGGCAUUUUGAUUACAGUAGGAACAAAACUUGCAAACCAAACUGUGCUUUGCUUGGCCGCAAUAGUUCUAUAACUUCUAAGGGCCAUAGUAGACCAAAACAGAUUACAGAUUCCUGAAGGUAUGGAAAGCUUGUUAGUUUGAGAGUGAGAUAAGUAAUGGCGUUUGCACUACAACAACAUCAGAUUAUUUUGACUUGUUGUAGGUUAGUACUACUUAGCUGAUGGAAGGUAUGCAGUUAAGUCUAGUAUACUACCACAUAUAGAUGUUCCCAAUACCAUUUACAGAAGUAUGAAGAUGGGGGUUAUCAUGUGACGCCACACAGGUGUUCACCUCCAAGAUUUGCCAAUUUACCAAAGAUCAUAACAUGGACCUAGGAGAAGGCAAUACCAAUACUAGGGUCAAAAGGGCAAAAGCCACAAAUUGGCCCAGAGUGAUGUCAAAGUUUGUGCUUGAUUGGUACCUCGAGAAGAAGAAGGGAAUGCCGCCUAAGACCAAGUUCAAGAAGGUGCACCACGUUUGGUGCACCUCUGCAGUAAAUGCUAAAUUCAAAACAACUUUCUCUGUUGACCAGGUCCAUCGCCAUUUUAGACGUUUCAAGGAGAUUUGGAUUAUUGUGACCAAGUAUGUCAAUGAGAAUGGGAGCAGGUUUAGCAAGAAACACAAAAUGCUUAUACUUCCUCCUUCCACUAUGGCUAGUCUACCUAUAGCAGAGCGUGCUAUUCUCGCUAAGCCCAUUCCAUUCUGGGACCAUCUGGUAGAUCUCUUUAACGAUGGCCAACUGGAUUGUGCUGCCUGCAUGAGAGACCCUGUGACGGCUGAUGAUUCUAAUGAAGAGUUGGAAGCCCAGGACGCAUUGAACCUUAUGGCCACUUGUGCAGAAACAGGGGACCAAGAUGGGGAAGACUUCGACAAAAUAGGGUUGGAGGGUGAAGAUGACCAUCAUGAGGUGGCAGCAAGUAGCGGCGGGGUGCCUUGUGAAGUGAUGUCAGGUACUAGUGCACCAUCUGCGCAGCCGUCUGGGUCAUUUGCCGAGAGCAAUAUGGCUGCUCUCAAGCCUAGCGCAAAGAAGUUGAAAAUAGUCAGCAAAACAAAGUCGAGCCCAAAGCUGCAGGCUCCAGUGACACGUGAUGUCAGGAAUAAGGAUGUGUUGAACACUACCUUAGUGGGGAUCCGUGACAGUGUUGCAAAACCAGUACGAACAGCAACAACAUCAGACCCAAAUGCUCCUCUGUGGAACAUGCUAAAAGAAAUUUCAUUGACACCUUCUGAUAGGUUAUCAGUUGGAAUAUAUCUUUGUAAGCCAGAGUUUGAAGUGCAUCGAAGCUUUUUUAUGAACAUGGGUAAGGAGUACCUCGAAGCGUGGGCCUGCAAGUUCUUGUCUGGAGAGGAACCUGGAGUCUUAUAGUUUGAUAACUGAAUCCAGAUCGAGGUUCUUGCUGCUGCAUUGUAGUGAGCGCAUAGUCUGCUGAUGAACCCGUUCAUAUUGUAUGUAAGCUUGUGUUUUACUAUUGAGCACAUCUUGUGCUUAAACAAUAGGUAAAUAUUAGUUUGAUAGCUAUCAUGUAACUUAAUGUGUGGACAAGUUAGUUAGCCUCUCGGGUAUGUAAGCUUUUUAAGGCUUAUUUUAGCUAUCUGAUACCCCCAGGUUGUAGAUGGUAACUGAAAUUUUCUAAUGUUAUUUGGGGCAUGUUUUUGUUAAGAUUUAGUUCUGUUUU
Molecule: messenger RNA, 2408 nt
Organism: Phragmites australis (common reed)
Lineage: Eukaryota; Viridiplantae; Streptophyta; Magnoliopsida; Poales; Poaceae
Exons: 3
Coding region: 1058-2098 (346 amino acids)
Source: RefSeq, a predicted model, not a curated record